Messenger RNA from Aaosphaeria arxii CBS 175.79, 1455 nucleotides. RefSeq lists its product as uncharacterized. Gene Ontology annotation, cellular component: nucleus. The transcript has a single exon. Bases 41 to 1312 code for a protein of 423 amino acids. The record is from RefSeq and is a predicted model, not a curated record. Lineage: Eukaryota; Fungi; Ascomycota; Dothideomycetes; Pleosporales.
CAUCGAUUUAUAUUCCUGCGAUCGCAUUCCUCCAGACACCAUGAAUUUGAUCGCCUACUCCGAUUCCGAAGACUCGGACAAUGAUGCGCACCAGGCCGCAAAGCCUGCACCAAAACAGGCACCAAAAGCAUUCCAGAAAGUCGUGGAUCGAUCCAACCCAGGAAAGAUCAAGCUGAACCUGCCCUCCGUAUCGCAUUCGAAGUCAGAGAAGGAUGACAUAGAGGCGGACGCUCCUCCGGCCAAGAAGGCGCGUACUGGAGGAGGGGUAUUCGGCGGCUUUAAUUCUAUGCUUCCUGCGCCAAAGAAACCAAAGAUCGAUCCGGCAACGGCCGCAGCACCUGGCAGUCGUGGUUUAGGAAAAAGAUUGGGAGUUGGCAUAAAUCUGAAGACUGGGGCAGAGCCUGCGUUUCAGCGUCGGUCUGCCAUCGAAGAAGACUACGACGAGGAUGGGAAUCCAAUACAAAAGGAGGCAUCUCCAGAGAAGGACGAUACACCCAAACAGAAGGAAGACUUCCGCGCGUUACUCAAUCUACCGCCUCCCAAGAAAGAGACUAAAGCGGCACCACCACCCGUAGCUAAAGUCACAAAUCCCGAGAAGACACAAGAACCCAAAGCAAAGCCGGUGCUUAGACCCAAACUCAUGCCCAUGUCAGUUGCACGGGGGAAGAAGAAAAAGCCGAUUGUCCACAAGCCUAUCGCUCCAGACUCAGGCUCCGCAAGUUCUACAACUCCAAGCAAAGCUCCUGCGGCAUCUCAAACUGCCGUCUCUGCACCGAAAGCCAAGCCAAAGGUGUCACUUUUCGGCGAACCAGAGGAAGAUCAAGUUGCUCCUAGAAAUGAGGAGCAGUAUCAGCCAAUGCUUUAUGGUUUUGAUGACCAGGAAGAGGAUGAAGAAGCGCAUAUUCCUGACAAUGCCUUCACGGACAGCAACACUUUCCAAUCAAAUACGGCGUCGUCCUCGAUGCCCACUGGAGCAGCAUCCGGCUCACAAGGCCUUACAAGUAUUGCCUCCGAACUUAAUCUCUCGGAAGCGGAACGCCGACAGCUCUUUGGCCGAAAGGGGCGAGGAGCUGAUAUGUCAGCAGCCAACAUAAUCGAUUUCAACACAGAUAAAGAGUAUGCACACAAUGAAAAACUACGGCAGGCAGGAGAGACCGUUGAACAUAGGGCACUCAAAUCCAUCUCUGGCACUGGGAAGACUAGCUUGAGAAGCUUGAUCAAUGUUGCCGCAACGCAGAAAGAGGCAUUGGAGGAACAUUUCGCUGCUGGUAGGAGGAACAAGAAGGAAGCCGGCAAUAAGUACGGAUGGUGAAGUAAUAGUGGCGAAGUUAUAUCGAGUCUGUAUAGAUGAUGCAUAUCGAUUUCAGUAUGCGCCUUUCAAAGAUCUAGGACCAAUGGAAACAUCAGUGCAGAAUUCAAAUCUGUGCCCAUACCAACAGUUUGUCGUUUUAGCGU